Messenger RNA from Linum trigynum, 1035 nucleotides. Lineage: Eukaryota; Viridiplantae; Streptophyta; Magnoliopsida; Malpighiales; Linaceae. The record is from the annotation of a GenBank genome assembly.
AUGGCGGAAGCUUCCAACGGUCGCGUUACUAUUACUCUCGGUCCUAGUGGCCAGGUAGUGAAGCGAGCUGUGUCGGCUGCUGGCUAUUCAGAUUCUCUGCUAGGUUCUGGAGGGAAGCGCUCUGUGAGGGAUAGAUUAGGAGGUGACUCGGAGGGUUCCAUGUACCGUGGAAGUCAACAUGGUGACAAACGGCAUAGAAGCGAUAGUUAUUUGACUGCUGCAAACUCUGCUGGUGUUAGAGAUGCUCGUAUUGGUAAGGGCGACCUACGCUUCAAACUCUUGCAAAAGAAUGUGGGUAGAAGAGAUCAGAGUGAUGAUGACCAGUGGGAUUUGCGAGAUAAGCUCUCGAAGAAGGCACAAUCCCUUAGCCACCCUCCUGCCGCUCUUGGUACUGGGGAGCUCAUGUCAUAUCCUAGGGAGACUAGUCUAUUGGGCGGAAUCCCUCCUUCAGGAAGUUCCAGUGAAUUGUCUCGGAGGGAACCUUCAAGAAAUUCAUAUUCCCCUUGGACUUUGGACCAUAUACGACGGAGAUCUCCAGGUAGGAUUAUAACUGCUUCAACACCCCCAGAUAGGGGUAUCAGUACAUCUAGAGGGUUCUCUCCGCCAAGACAUGUGGAUGAAGGUCAGCGAAGGUCAUUAGGCAGGUCUAUUGAUGAUGUUAGACCGGUUUCAUACAUGACGAGAGAUGUUCGUGAUGCCCCUAGGUCCAUGAGCAGUUCCACUCAUUUUAUGCCAAAACCAGGUUUGCCUACUGUUUCAACAAAAAGUGCUGCUGCGAUUUCCGCCCCAGUUGCUCCAGCUAGUAAUGUUCCGUCAAAACAAACAUAUGCGGGAGAUGAACAGCAGACUGUUGAAGGCUUAUUACAUUCGCUUGGAUUGGGGAAAUAUGCCAUCAUUUUCAAAGCUGAGGAAGUGGACAUGCAUGCACUGAAGCAGAUGGGGGAAAGUGACCUGAAAGAACUUGGGAUACCUAUGGGGCCUAGGAAGAAGAUUCUUCUCUCCGUUCUGCCUCGUUCUAAAAGGCAACCUCGAUGA